AUUCGCAUAUAUACACGCCCCCGAUGUAAAUACAUAAAUAAUUAACGAAACUAAUAUGCAACACAUGUGAAGAACGUGAAAAAACACUGUUAUAUCAUGUGCUGCGAAUAGUUAAUGAUUGUCCAGUACAAAGCAAUUGGGAACAUUCAUCCCCUGCCACAGAAGAACAGAGUUCGGGUGCGACGCCCGCCCAUGGUGAAGGUGAAACUGCAUAGGCACAGAGUCUCCUCCAGGUACGCGCAGCAGGGCACUUCACUUGCAGAUAUUGUUGGAGCAGACAGACGCAGGAGGAGUCGAAGAUGGGCAACAAGCAGAUCAAGCAGCACCUGGAGACGGCACAGAAGACGGGCAUACUGAAGAUCUCAUUGCAGCGACUGCAGGAGUUUCCGCCCCAGCUGAAGGCCUAUCCGAAUGUCUUGAAAACGCUCGAUCUGUCCGAGAAUCGUUUCGAGCACAUGCCCGACGAGCUGGGCAGGCUGACGCUGCUGAAGCAUCUCAACCUGAGCGGCAAUCGCCUGGUGGAGCUCAACACCGUGGUGGGUGAGCUGCUGAAGCUGGAGGUGCUGCUGCUGAUGGAUAAUUAUUUGACCAGCCUACCCAAAACGUUGGUCAACUGCACCAACCUCAAGACGGUGAACCUGAGCAACAAUCAGCUGAAGGAGUUCCCCGCGAUGCUGUGCGGCCUAACCAAGCUGGAUGUGCUCGAUUUGUCCAGGAACAAGAUCACCAAAGUGCCCGCGGAGGUGGGCAGUCUGUGUGUCACCGAGCUGAACCUCAAUCAGAAUCAGAUCUCUUCGCUGGCCGAAGAUGUGGCCGACUGUCGCAAGCUUAAGACCCUGCGGCUCGAGGAGAACUGUCUGCAGGCACACGCCUUCACGCCGCGCAUCCUCAAGGACUCAAAGAUUUGCAUUCUAGCCGUCGAUGGGAAUCUGUUCAACUCCAAGCAGUUCACCGACCUCGACGGCUACGACGUCUACAUGGAACGCUACACGGCGGUCAAGAAGAAGAUGUUCUAAAGCCAGAAACCCACAGAACAUUUUUAUAGCCCCUAUUUUAUUUAAGUUUAAAUAACUAAUUUAAUAGCUUAAUUGUGUGCAUGCCGUCAGUGUAAAUCGUUGAGAAUAAACAGAGUAAAUACAA
Molecule: messenger RNA, 1140 nt
Organism: Drosophila subobscura
Lineage: Eukaryota; Metazoa; Arthropoda; Insecta; Diptera; Drosophilidae
Product: leucine-rich repeat-containing protein 57
Exons: 1
Coding region: 300-1016 (238 amino acids)
Molecular function (GO): protein binding
Source: RefSeq, a predicted model, not a curated record